Messenger RNA from Phoenix dactylifera (date palm), 1857 nucleotides. RefSeq lists its product as uncharacterized. The record is from RefSeq and is a predicted model, not a curated record. Lineage: Eukaryota; Viridiplantae; Streptophyta; Magnoliopsida; Arecales; Arecaceae.
UUCCUUCGGCUCCCCUCGCCCUCGUUUCUCUCCCUCCUCCCAUAUAAAACCAAAGGAGGGCGAGGUAAUCAAAUCCUUCCAUCUCAAACCCUAGCUCUAAAAUUCUUCUGGGAAUCUCUCGUUUCUUCGAGAAUUAUUGCAUUUCCUCUGAUUCCCGGGGGGAAAGAGGACGAAUUCAGGGAAAAGAUUGAAUUGUGCACCUCUACAUCGGCGUAUAUGCUUUGUAUCGGGGCGAGCCUUGCGGUUACGAGGAUCCCCCAGCAGCGCCAGUUUCACGAGGAGAGGAGCCGGAGCUUGGGGAUUCAGCGGCGGCGAUCGUCGAUCGAAAUGGAUUCCGCGAUCAAGCCGGCCACAGCGAUCGCGCCGCCGCGGCCCCUGAUCAUGACGUCGGGGUCGAGCGGGCGCGUGAACGCGCUACUGUCGCUCGUCUCGCUCCACGCCCUCCGGAGCCUGCUGCAGCUCCUGAACGGCUUUAUUCUGCUGCUGCUCCUCCCGUUCCGGCGGCGGACUGUGGUGGUGUCGGCGGCGGAUAGGCCGCCGGCGACGGUGGCGGUGGCGGGGGAGGUGGUGAGCGGGGCGAGGAAGGGGGCAGGGAGUGGAGGGGCGAUGGUGUUGACGGUUCCGGCGGCUAUGCUGCCGUGGUGGCCAAGGGAAUCCCAGGAGGCGGCGGCGAGGCGGGGGAUGGCGAUCCGGCGGAUGGGGGUGGAGGAGGAGGAGGACGAGGGCCGGAGGAGCGAGCGGGGGUUUGCGCUGUUCACGACGGCGAGAGGGGAUACGCUCUUCACCCAGUCGUGGGCGCCCGUUUCCGUUCAAACCAAGGGACUGGUGGUUCUUUUGCAUGGCCUGAAUGAGCACAGUGGAAGAUAUAAUUAUUUCGCGAAGCAACUGAAUGAUAAUGGAUUUAAAGUGUAUGCAAUGGAUUGGAUUGGACAUGGAGGAAGUGAUUGGCUGCAUGGUUAUGUUCAUUCUCUCAAUUAUGCAGUUGAUGAUCUGAAAGCAUUCUUGGAAAAGAUAUUGUUGGAGAAUCCUGGGUUGCCAUGCUUUUGCUUUGGUCACUCUACUGGUGGUGCUAUUGUUCUGAAGGCAGCAUUGGAUCCAAAGGUAAAAGUUUGUGUUGAAGGUGUGGUCUUGACAUCACCUGCCAUUGGGGUUCAGCCAUCUCAUCCAAUUGUUGCUGUCAUUGCUCCAAUAUUCUCCCUAUUGGUUCCAAAAUACCAAUUUAGUGGUUCCUAUAGGAGUGGACCGCCUGUUUCCCGUGACCCCGAGGCCGUGAGGGCCAAGUAUUCCGACCCACUUGUGUUCACUGGUUCUCUCAGAGUGAGGACUGGUCAUGAGAUUCUCCGCAUAACAUCCUACUUGCAGCAGAACCUGAGCAAAGUUGCAGUCCCAUUUCUAGUCCUUCAUGGCACAGCCGAUACGGUAACUGAUCCUGAAGCCUCCCAAAGACUCUACAAUGAAGCCUCAUCGACAGAUAAGUCCAUCAAACUAUAUGAAGGCUUCUUGCAUGAUCUCCUCUUUGAACCUGAAAGGGAUCACAUAGCAAAAGAUAUCAUUGAUUGGUUGAACGCCCGACUUGAUGCUAUAAACAGAGCAUAAAAAUAUAACUGACAGUGUUGGCAAUGAUAAAACCAUCCAGAUAGGAGACGUCCAGCUGAAGCCCAUACUGCAACCUUUUCCCCCUGGAAUGCCACUUCCUGGGAUGGAGGUAGAUGCUGUUUUGUGCAGUUGCUUCUUGUAUAUUUUUAGCGCCAGAGCAAGGCAGCACUGCCAUGUUGUAUUGAAUGAAACUUAAUUGUCUAGUGGCUUCGCUGAUAUAUUUAUCUGAAUUGGAUGAAGCUUUUACUGUGCUCGAGCUAA